UCAAUAAAAAAAAAAAAAAAAAGCAACGGAAAUGGAAAUGGAAACGGGGACUCGUAAUGAUUAUGUUCGUAAACCAGAGGAGGAGGAGAUGGCUAUGGCGAUCAGAAAAGGCAUGAAAAACAAAUGGAAAGAAGUGGUGGAACUAUACAGUAGACAUCCAUUGGCUCACGUGACAAGGAUCAGCCGCUCAGGCUACACGGCGUUGCACGUGGCGGUGUCAGACGGCAAAGAAGACAUCGUCAAGAAACUCGUGGCGGAGCUUGUCAAAACGGCGCCGUCAGGUGUUCCGGCAGCUCUGAAAAUACGGAAUGAAGAAGGGAACACGCCGCUGCAUGUGGCUGCGUCGAUGGGGAGCGUCGACAUGUGCAAGCUCAUCGUCAGCGGCGACGUCUCUCUCGACCGUACCGGCGGUGCUGAGUUGGUGGAGAUUCAGAACGAAUUGGGGGAAACUCCGCUGUUCUUGGCUGCUUUCCACGGCAAAAUGCAAACUUUUCUGUACCUGAACGAUGUUCUCGUGCGAAGAAGGAAAGUAGAAGAUGCAAUCAGAAGUUGCAGGAGAAACGACGGUGACACUAUUUUGCAUUGUACAAUCAAUGCCGAAUACAUGGAUUUGGCAUUUCAAAUAGUUAAGAGUUAUAAAGAACUGGCUAUGUAUGUUAAUGACGAUGGGGAAAGCCCUCUUCAUAUAUUGGCCGAAAAGCCUUCAGCCUUCAAAAGUUCUACCAAGUUUGGAAUAUGGAGAAAAAUCAUAUAUGGAAGUAUUACAGUGGAAAAGCCUAAGGCCAUAACAAACUAUGAAGAUUCACCAAAGGAAAAGGCACACAAAGAUUACCCCCAAAACUACGCCACUUUGAUCGGUUGCUUCCAUCUUCUAAAGAAGCUUGCUCUGGCAGUUUUUUUUUACUUAAUUAUAAUUUCCAUUAUUUUCUAUAAUUUAGUCGUAUAUGGAAAUAGAGGGGGUAGAAAAGAAGCCGAUCCAGAGGAUCAUAUGAGAAACGACAAACGUAACCAUGAAGACAUUGCAAAAGAAGUCGACCGAAAGAAUCCAGUAAAAAAUGUCAAAGAAAAGUCAGCAGCUCGGAAUAGAAAUGAUGAUGAAAAUGAAUAUAGUUCUGUUGUUCCAUACAAUUAUAUCAAUCUCUUCAACUUUGGCAAACUCUUAUUGAAGGGGAUACUGGUUUUAACGGGACAAGGAUAUGGUGGGAUAAUCAACAUGAUCCAAUUAAAAGAGAAGCAUACGUACGCUCAAGAAUUGUUAUUUGAACUCCUAACCAAUGAUCUUUAUUCAAACGAACGCCCUGGGGAGAUGCCUCAUGCACAUGGUGGUAUACAUGAUCACGAAAUUGAAGAAGACGAAAUAUUCAAAAAAAUCUUAAAAGAAGUAAAGCGUCAUAAAAAGACAGACACAGCUGUGUUAAUUGCAUCAAGAAAUGGUAUCACAGAAAUGGUAGAGGCCAUCGUGGAAAAAUUUCCAUUGGCGAUCUAUGAUGUGACCGAAGAUAAGAAGAAUAUAGUGUUGGUGGCCUUGGAACAUAGGAAAGCACAAGUAUACAAGUUGUUGCUGAAGACACAUCCAGAAAAUGAGAGCCUUUUUUGGAAACUCGACAAAAAUGGUAACAGUGCACUGCACAUUGCGGCACAAUUGGAUAGAAAACGACAUAACCAGUGGAACAUUCCCGGUGAUGCCCUGCAACUGCUCUGGGAAAUCAAAUGGUAUAAGUUCGUGGAUGAUACUAUGCCACAAGAAUUUAAUGUUCGUUUCAAUAAAGAGAAAAAAACUCCAGCGGUGGUUUUCACAGAAAACCAUGAGGACCUUGUUAAAAGUGGUGGAGAGUGGAUGACGAAAACCGCCGAAGCCUGCUCGGUAGUGUCCACCCUCAUCGCCACCGUUGCCUUUGCCAGCUCCACUGCUCUACCAGGCGGCAACAAUGACAACGGAGUGCCAAUUUUCGAGAAGGCGCCGGCGUUUAAAAUCUUCGCCAUGUCGUCACUGGCGGCCCUCAGUUUCUCCAUCACCUCUUUGGUUAUGUUCCUCGCCAUACUCACUUCCCGUCUUUCAGAGAGAGAUUUCGGUAAAAGUUUGCCGUUGAAGCUCCUGAUUGGCUUGACAUCACUCUUCAUCUCCAUAGCUUCCAUGCUUGUUUCUUUCUGUGCUGGCCAUUUCUUCGUUCUCAAAGACUCGCUCAAAGUGGCUGCCUUUCCGGUCUAUGCUCUCACUUGCAUUCCUGUUACUUUCUUUGCCAUGGCUCAGUGUCCACUCUAUUUCGAUCUGGUAUGUGCAACGUUUCGGAAUCCCUUUGGGGACGCAACAAAAAUUCUUUCAUAUCGUAAUGAUAUACAAUCGAAACGUGAAUUACAAGACUAGUAUAUAUGGAGAUUGGAGAAUUUAUAUGCAUACGUACGUAUAGUGUAUAUUGUAUGUAAUUGAAAUAAACUUUUGUGUGUGUUUUGAUGUUGCCUGUUUAAUAAUAAGUUCUUGAUUUAACAAGUUGUGUGUUCAUUGAUGUAUGUACGUAAUAUUGGGGGUUUUGGGGAUAUAUUAGGGCAAAAGAUUCUUAUUUGUUUGUGGCAAUAGGCCUAUUGUAAUUAGGAGGAAAUUAUAUUUUAUAUGAGAUUUUUA
Humulus lupulus (European hop) is the source of this 2620-nucleotide messenger RNA. RefSeq lists its product as uncharacterized. Gene Ontology annotation, molecular function: protein binding. The coding region runs from base 32 to 2365 and encodes 777 amino acids. Lineage: Eukaryota; Viridiplantae; Streptophyta; Magnoliopsida; Rosales; Cannabaceae. The record is from RefSeq and is a predicted model, not a curated record. The transcript has 8 exons.